UCUCAAAUACGACGAGAAAUAAUAGUAAAAAAAUCAAAUAAAAAAUGUCGUCAAAUUACUACCGUCAACAUCAUCGACAUAGGCAUCGGCAUCGUCAUCGACAAACCCAAUUUUACCAAAAACAUCCAACAAAUUUGAAAAUGCCCAUUUAUUUAAUUUUAUUACUUGCAACCACCACGAUGGCAUAUACUACCAAUUCGGUAUCAGUUGCACCACAAUUACAAUAUCAGCUGCAGAAGCAGCCGCAAUUGCAACAACAAUUACGUAUAAGUACAAUAACACAACAACAACAACAACAGCAACAGCAACAAAUAGGCUCAUCAACUGCAGCAUCGGCAACUUUCAUUGAUGACAGCAAUAUCAGUAGCAACAGCAUCAGUAGCACCAAUACUGGCCCGCACACCACACGCAAUGGUUUUGGAGGAUUUUCAACAUUAGAUAAAGAUGUAGUUGAACAGCUUAUUAAAGAAUGGGCACCAGUUGUAUGGCUCGCUCCAGAAGAAAAAUUUAUGCCACUUGGCGUAGAAGAAUUUUUAAAUUACGUACAUCCAAUGGAUAAGGGUAAAACUUUCAUACCAGGAAUGCCCGUAGGAGACACUUCAGAGAAAGCUUACUUAGUUACAAAUGCAGAAAUAGAGGAACUAUUAGAAAAUGAAAAUUCAUUUAUUUAUGGUCGUAAUCCUAAUCAAUCUCCAGUACCUAUAUAUGCAGUCGUAACAUUAUGUCCUCAAACAAACGCUGUUCUAACGCAAAAUGAAACUUUAACUGAAACAGUUGUUGUGCAAAACACUAAGACACAACAACAAUUCAUAGCACCCAUAAGCAGUACACGUGGGCCAUAUAUACCAGUAUCCAUUGAUCCCUCAGAAAUUCGCAAUAAUACUGCAAAAAGAUCAUCGAGAUUAUAUCCAGUAUUUCAAAGAGUUCGAAGAAACAGUGAUGAUCAUUCUGCUACAUAUAUUCCACCACAGUUGCCGUUAAAUAUAGAACAAUCUAAUGUGGUUACACCUUUGGAAUUAGUUAUGGGUGAAGAACAACAAAAUCUUGUCGAUAACGAUAACACCAUUGAUUCAAGUCCCACAACUACAGGACCAGACAAUAAUGUGCCUAAUGUGAAUAAUUUCAUAGCAAAUUUAGCUGAUAAUGUUAAAUUUAGUACUGGUGAUGACGAUUUUGAUAAUACUAUCAAAAUCGAUAACAGUUUUAACUCUGUGAAUGAUUUUAAAACGAAUCGAGCUAAAGUUCAUAAUGUCCCAGCAUUUCAUGUGACAUUUUGGAUGUUUUAUCCAUAUAGUCAAGGUAAAACAAUGUGUACGCUUAAAUUGGGCCCAUUAGGAAGGAUACCAUUUCCGGCAGUGUAUGGAUUUUGUUUGGGAAGGCGAAAAGAUAUAGGUAGUCACAUUGGCGACUGGGAGCAUAUGAGCUUAUUUUUUAAUGGAGGCACAGAACCUGAAGCCAUGUAUGUUUCUGCACAUGACGCAGGUGCUUAUUAUAGUUACAAUCGCCUAACGGGAUCAUUUGAAUUUAAAAAACAAGAAACUCGUAAAGGAAUUCUACAAAGACCAAAUUUUCCAAAAACUGUAACUACGUUUAACAACCAUCCUGUACUUUUUGCUGCUAAGGGUUCGCAUGGUCUUUGGACUGCGCCUGGAAAGCAUCGCUUUGUAAAAGUAGCCCGACUUUACGAUAUCAAUGGUUUCGGCACGCCGUGGAAGACAUGGAAAUCUGUAGACAUAACUUAUGAAAACCUUAAAUCUUUUGGUCGUUCAUUAGUGCCAACAUGGUUAUCGUUUAAAGGAAAAUGGGGCAAUCCAAAGAGUAAAUGCCAUCCAUUUAGGCGAAUUGGUUUAAAUUUUUGUGAAUACACUGAUGGUCCAACUGGAAUACCCCUCAAGGAACCACAUUUUCAAUGUAAUGCAGCUCCGUAUCGAUAAAUGAAAAAAUAUGUUGAACUGUUAUGUAGAAUU
Teleopsis dalmanni is the source of this 1967-nucleotide messenger RNA. RefSeq lists its product as uncharacterized. Bases 45 to 1934 code for a protein of 629 amino acids. The record is from RefSeq and is a predicted model, not a curated record. The transcript is spliced from 6 exons. Lineage: Eukaryota; Metazoa; Arthropoda; Insecta; Diptera; Diopsidae.